AUGGCACCUACAAACUACAAGUCUAGUGAAUAUGUCGAUGAUUCGGAUCUAGAAGGAGACGAAGAACAGGUUUUUGAGCCCCCAAAACAUUAUCACAAACUUUCUCAUCCAUCAAAGAGCUUCCCAAAAGCUAAGGAUAAGGAAAUAUGGUUGAUCAAAACUCCCAAGGACUUUCCGCUUGAAAAGUUGAAAACUUUACCCAUUGCAUUCACUAAAAACAGGGUGGCUGAAUCAUUUGACGUGGGCGGGUCGUCUUACCAAGUAGAGGAGGAACUAAGCUCUGCUUCAUCUUCAUCAUCAAUUCUCCCCACCACCGAUAUAAAUAACAAGCAUACAGUCUUCAAAGCAAAGCACAGUUCUUACAAGCCAACUGACUUGAAAAUCACCCGGUUUUACAACAUUAAGGAAGUUGUCAAUAUUCCGCAAAUUGACUUUGACAAGGCCAGGAUACCUAGAGAAGAUGUUCCCCAAUUGAAAAGAUUGAGAAUGAGGCAUUAUCCUACAGGAUAUGGUGAGAAGGAUUUUGACAUCUCAUAUGAUGAUGGCUCAGACUUGGAAGAAGGGAAGCCAAGCAAAAGGGCCAGAGUUAAUAAUGAGGAUGAGUCCACGCAGCAGCACAGUCCAGCCAAACAUCUCAAGGAGAAAAAGGAAAAGAAGGACAAGAAGGACAAAAAUGACAAAAAGGACAAGAAGGACAAGAAGGCAAAGAAAGAGAAGAAGCUGAAGGAAGGUAUCUGA
Messenger RNA from Lodderomyces theae, 738 nucleotides. RefSeq names its product DNA-directed RNA polymerase I subunit (gene RPA34). Gene Ontology annotation, biological process: transcription by RNA polymerase I. The coding region runs from base 1 to 738 and encodes 245 amino acids. NCBI's taxonomy places the organism in Eukaryota, Fungi, Ascomycota, Pichiomycetes, Serinales, Debaryomycetaceae. The transcript has a single exon. The record is from RefSeq and is a predicted model, not a curated record.